Micromonas pusilla CCMP1545 is the source of this 1041-nucleotide messenger RNA. RefSeq lists its product as uncharacterized. The transcript is spliced from 2 exons. NCBI's taxonomy places the organism in Eukaryota, Viridiplantae, Chlorophyta, Mamiellophyceae, Mamiellales, Mamiellaceae. The coding region runs from base 1 to 1041 and encodes 346 amino acids. The record is from RefSeq and is a predicted model, not a curated record.
AUGAGCGGCAGUUGCACGCGCCUGCGGGGCUUGAGAGCGCUCAUCAGCUCGUGCGGGAACUGGCGCGCUUCGUGUCACGCCACAGGAUCAACGUCCACGCGCACGCGUUGUCUCGCCUCUUCAUCCGGUGCCGGUGAACGUGAAGAAGGGACGACGGUGGGCGAGAAGGUGGAAGCGCUCAUCCGCCGCGUCGACGAACGAUGGCGCUUCGUCGAGGACCCUGAGGACAUGCGAGGGGUGAUGCAGGCGCUGCGUCACUGUCACGUCAUGCAAAGGGUCGGGCCUAAAAAUCUCAUGCUACGAUUCGUCCUCGCGGAGGACGAUGUGGGCGAGUCUUGGGUGGUUCCAGACGCGAGCACGGCGUAUCCGGUGCGCGAAAGAAUGGCGUCGUCCCGCGCGCGAAUCAUCGAAAAGGAGCUGACACGCGACGCGCAGAAAUUAUUUUACAAAGCUUGUCUGAGCGCAACUUCCGCAAAAACGAUAGAUAUCCCCGCGACGAAUGAUGAUAUCGACGCGACGUUCGCAGAACAAGAUUUCACAUCGAUGCUGGACGCCGCGGUUGAAGCGUCUUUGGAAAAACACACGAAGCGCGUGCGUGAGAUCGAUACGAACGACAACAGCACGACCUCGUGGAUUUUAAAGCCGCGAGACGCAGAUCGUGCGCGAGAGCACGAUGAUUUAAAUGACACCCGCGACAUAUGGUGCGGCACAUCAAGCGACAUCGAACCGUAUGCUCGAAUUCUCCAUAUAUUGAGCGACGGUGAAAUCCUCGCCGCUUUACGGAAAAACGAAGGAAACGAUAACAUAACAUCUGAAAACUACGAAAACGUCAAAAACACGUUACUUAGAGACAUUGGGCACGCGAACGUCGACGGAAACUCGCAGAGGAACGCUUGCGUCGUGCUUCAAAACGUUAGCAACAAAGUUUCGUAUCGAUUGCAUCACGCUCAGCUCCGUCUUCAUCUUUUCAGACAAUCGAUCCUCGAAGGUGGACCCCUUAUCGACUUUAAAUUGAAGAAGAAGAAGAAAAGAAGCGAUUAG